This is a messenger RNA of Paramisgurnus dabryanus, 1367 nucleotides long. The record is from RefSeq and is a predicted model, not a curated record. NCBI's taxonomy places the organism in Eukaryota, Metazoa, Chordata, Actinopteri, Cypriniformes, Cobitidae.
ACGCACCUUUUUUUUAUGACGUUAACGCAACGAUGACUAGCUAAAAAUGGCUCUAAGGUGACUAAAACCUGACGAGACGCUUUCGAGUUUUCGUUGACGAGACGAGACGAAACGAAAAUGAUUAUAAGUCUGACGUUCACAAUGUGUGUCAUUUCUGCCUAUUUUGCGUGAAAUCUGUCUGUUUUUACCUAAAAAAUAAAGUAUCAGCAAUGCUCAUGCUGCCGCUUACUAUCCUUGUUUUGGGUACGCCCACCACCCGGCUGCCGCCAUGCCGCGCACGCGCACCAGACUCCACACAACAACAACACUCCGGCUAGUCACUUGCAACACCUCUUUGAAGGACCAUGGCGGUGGCGCCAAUAAACGGGCUUGGUGGUCGGAAACAACGUGAUGAUUUGUGGACAUACUUUGUGUAUAAUCCCUCAGAAAGAAAAACUGAAUGUGUAGUAUUGGGAGACGACGGUAAAUGUGGCCACAAACUAGGUGGGAAGAACACCACCAAACUCAAGCGGCACCUGAAGGCUCGUCACGCUGCUAUUUUUUCAAAGAUCCCAGUGACCAGAACUCCUAUAAAGAAAUCUGGUUGUCCAAAUAACGAAAAGGCACAGACAUCUAUCGAAACAGCCUUUGCCGCAGGAUCUAAAUACAAGUCAAACUCUGUGGAACAACGUGUCAAAGAACAAGCGCUCGCUCUUUGGAUUGGACGCACUGGUCUACCUGCUUGCACAGUGGAGGAUGAAGAUUUCAUCCACAUGAUCGAGACCUUUGAUAAAAGGAUGACCAUACCCAAAAGAACAAAAAUAAACAACUUGGUUGACAAGAUUUAUGAUGAUGAAAAACUGAAGUACAAAGAGCGGCUUGCCAGAGCACGUAAAAUAACAAUUGGGCUGGACAUAUGGACCAAAAAAGGACUUACAGCUUCAUUUCUGGCAAUUAGUGCAUGUUUUUUUUGCACUAUGGUAAACAAAGCACAGCACAUAUUGUUGAGACUUGAUCAGAUCGCACACCCACACACGGCAGAGUGUAUUAAACAUUCUGUUGACCAGUGCAUAGAGGACUGGGGAAUACCACAACACAAAAUUCUAACAGUCAUAACUGACAACGGAAGCAACAUGAUUGCAGCAUUUAAGUCUAAUGAACCAGAUGAGCCCACUAGCUCCGAGGAUGAAUCCACUGAGACGAGUGACCCUGAAGAUUCUGAGGUGGCUGUUAGAGAACACCAAAGGUUUGGAGCCAUAGAUAUGAGUAGGACCCCCUGCGUUGUACACACUCUACAACUUGUGGUGAACAUGAUCCAGAAAGACACAAGUGUCAACCGACUGCUGAGCAAAGUAAGAGUUCUUGUUAAGCUCUUCCUGUCACGGUGA